Lotus japonicus is the source of this 1265-nucleotide messenger RNA. RefSeq names its product purple acid phosphatase 7-like. Lineage: Eukaryota; Viridiplantae; Streptophyta; Magnoliopsida; Fabales; Fabaceae. The record is from RefSeq and is a predicted model, not a curated record. Gene Ontology annotation, molecular function: ferric iron binding; ferrous iron binding; acid phosphatase activity. Bases 67 to 1110 code for a protein of 347 amino acids. The transcript has 7 exons.
UAAGAGUUACAAAAACUCUCUUUUCUCUUCUCUCUCUCAAAAGUCUCUGUUUGAGAGCUUUCAGCCAUGGCUUCGUGUACAAAUUACCAACGCAUGCUGUUAUCCCCUGUUAUGAUCUUCACCGCUAUGGCGUUGUGCUUAUUGGUUAACCCUUCCAUUAAUGCUGAGCUUCCAAGGUUCAAAGCGCACCCUGUAAAAGCAGAGCACCCUCUUAACUUUUUGGUCGUUGGAGAUUGGGGAAGAAAAGGAUUCUACAAUCAAUCUUUGGUCGCAAAUCAGAUGGGAAUUGUGGGGGAGAAGCUAAAUAUAGAUUUUGUGAUCUCAACCGGUGAUAAUUUUUACGAAGAUGGCCUAAAAGGAGUUGAUGAUCCAGCAUUCUAUGAGUCAUUUGUCAACAUCUACACUGCCCCAAGUCUGCAAAAGAGAUGGUAUAGUGUUUUGGGUAACCAUGACUACAGAGGUGAUGCUGAGGCACAAUUAAGCCCCACUCUAAGACAAAAAGAUAACAGAUGGGUUUGCCUGAGAUCUUUUAUCCUUGAUGGAGAAAAUGUGGAAUUUUUCUUUGUGGACACAAAUCCAUUUGUAGAAGAGUACUUCGCAGACCCUGGAGAGCAUACCUACGAUUGGGAAGGAGUACUUCCUCGCAAAGAUUACAUUUCAAGACUCUUGAAGGAUGUUGAUUCAGCUUUGGCACAAUCCAAGGCAAAAUGGAAGAUAGUGGUUGGUCAUCAUGCUAUCCGAAGUGCUGGGCAUCAUGGUAAUACACAGGAGCUUAAUGAGCUACUUCUUCCCAUCUUAAAGUCAAACAAUGUUGAUCUAUACAUUAAUGGACAUGACCAUUGCUUGGAGCACAUAAUUGACAAAAAGAGUGGAAUUCACUUCUUAACAAGUGGAGGUGGAUCAAAGGCAUGGAGGGGCGAUGUCAAGCCAUGGGACCCUGAAGAAAUGAAGCUGUAUCAUGAUGGACAGGGAUUCAUGUCCGUGCAGAUCACAGAAACCAGUGCAAAUUUCGUUUUCUACGACGUGUAUGGCAAUGCUUUGCAUAGGUGGAGCAUAUCCAAAGAACUUUCACAGCAGCCUGAAGAUAAUGAGCUAAAAGCAAGCAUAUAACCGGCGUUUGAAAUGUACUAUAGAGUUCAAAUAGAUAUCACUCCAGCUGAAAAUUUGGAGUUAGAAAUGUACUAUUUGUAAAGGCUUAAAGGUCCAAAGGCCCCUGAGAUUACAAAGGGAAUCAAAUCCAGGACCUGGAAAAUUUUCGCAUCAAA